AUGUUGGCAAAGCACACAUUCCGCCAGAUCGCCUCGAGCGCUCUUGGUCGAGCCGGUAGAAAUGGGGUCGCAACCGCAAGAUCCUACCGGGCAGCUUCUCAUUCAUUCUUUCAGGAGCAACAAAGCGUGCUGCCGAACAAUCUGGAUCCGUCAUCGGACGAGUUCCUGGCCAACAAGGCUUAUAUGGACGGUCUGGUGGAAACUCUCGAUGCCGCACAUGCAAGGCUAGCGCUUGGCGGUAGCGAAAAGGCGAGGGCACGACACGUCGCUCGCGGCAAAAUGCUUCCUCGAGAACGUGUUGCUGCUCUUCUAGAUCACGGAUCACCCUUUGUCGAGCUUUCGCGCAUGGCUGCUUACGAGAUGUACGGCGAUGACGAGAUUCCUGGCGCGGGCGUGAUCUCUGGAAUCGGACGUGUUUCAGGCACCGAAUGCAUGAUCGUCGCCAACGACCCCACCGUCAAAGGAGGAAGCUACUAUCCAAUCUCGGUCAAGAAACAUCUUCGAGCACAGACGAUUGCGCGAGAGAAUCGACUUCCAUGCGUCUACCUCAACGAGAGCGGCGGUGCUGCGUUGCCCCACCAGGCUGACGUGUUUCCAGACGAGAACCACUUCGGUCGCAUUUUUUACAACAUGGCUCAGAUGUCGGCGCUGGGCAUUCCACAGAUCUCGGUGGUGCACGGCAUCAGUGUAGCCGGAGGUGCCUAUGUACCAGCGAUGGCCGAUGAGACCAUCAUUGUGCGCAACCAGGGCACCAUCUUCCUCGCCGGACCUCCGCUGGUCAAGGCAGCUUUGGGAGAGGUCGUUGACGACGAGACGCUCGGAGGAGGCGAAAUGCAUUGUAGCGAAUCAGGUGUCACGGAUCACCUCGCUGUGAAUGAUGCCCAUGCCAUCACGCUAGCUCGAGAGGCCGUGGCCCACCUGGGUCUAUGUGGACGCUCGAAUGAUGCACUUGGCGAUGCCUCGUUUGAUCAGCCCUUGUACAACGCUUCCGAGCUGCACGGCAUCAUUCCCGAAAAUGCACGCAAGCCGUUCGACAUUCGCGACAUCAUCUCACGCUUGGUGGAUGGCUCCCGCUUCCACGAGUUCAAGAAGCUGUACGGCAAUACCAUUGUAACCGGCUUCGCCAAGAUCGCGGGCCAAGACGUCGGUAUCAUUGGCAACAACGGGGUCUUGUUCGGAGAGUCGGCCAAAAAGGCGACCAGCUUCAUCCAUCUGUGCAACCAGCGACAGACGCCGCUCGUCUUCCUGGUCAAUGUGACCGGCUACAUGGUCGGCACCAAAGCCGAACGUUCAGGUAUUGCCAAGGACGGUGCCAAGAUGGUGCGAGCGGUAGCAUGUGCCAAUGUUCCCAAGUUCACUGUGAUCGUGGGUGGCAGCUUUGGCGCAGGUAACUAUGGCAUGUGUGGCCGAGCCUACAGUCCUCGCUUCCUGUGGAUGUGGCCGAAUGCACGUGUGGGUGUGAUGGGCGGAGAACAGCUGAGCCAGGUGAUGGGUACGGUGAGUAGCGAUAAGUCCAAGCAACAGGGCCUACGAGACAGGAUCGAGAAGCAGACGCUGCCCGAAUACGCCAGUGCGCGUCUUUGGGAUGACGGCAUCAUCCGGCCUCAAGACACCCGCAGCGUCUUGGCGCUGGGACUCAGUGUGGCUAACACGGGCAGAUGGAGGAGCGCGCAGCGUGGCGAUGCCGGUGGCUCUCGACACCCUGCAUGGGACGGCAAUAACUAUGGAGAUGGCGUCUACCGAAUGUGA
This is a messenger RNA of Mycosarcoma maydis (corn smut), 1749 nucleotides long. RefSeq names its product putative methylcrotonyl-CoA carboxylase beta chain. Gene Ontology annotation, biological process: L-leucine catabolic process. Gene Ontology annotation, cellular component: methylcrotonoyl-CoA carboxylase complex; mitochondrion. Bases 1 to 1749 code for a protein of 582 amino acids. NCBI's taxonomy places the organism in Eukaryota, Fungi, Basidiomycota, Ustilaginomycetes, Ustilaginales. Gene Ontology annotation, molecular function: methylcrotonoyl-CoA carboxylase activity. The record is from RefSeq and is a predicted model, not a curated record. The transcript has 2 exons.